Galeopterus variegatus (Sunda flying lemur) is the source of this 3150-nucleotide messenger RNA. RefSeq names its product G protein-coupled receptor 123 (gene ADGRA1). Gene Ontology annotation, cellular component: plasma membrane; postsynaptic density; glutamatergic synapse. The transcript is spliced from 8 exons. Gene Ontology annotation, biological process: G protein-coupled receptor signaling pathway; cell surface receptor signaling pathway. The coding region runs from base 350 to 1537 and encodes 395 amino acids. Gene Ontology annotation, molecular function: G protein-coupled receptor activity. NCBI's taxonomy places the organism in Eukaryota, Metazoa, Chordata, Mammalia, Dermoptera, Cynocephalidae. The record is from RefSeq and is a predicted model, not a curated record.
CAAUCUGUUGACAGCUGCCCUCACACGCCCCAGCCCGCCGCCCGCCGCCUGCCACCCUCCGGGAUGGAAGACCGUGGUGGCCCGGCACAGGCCACCCGCCCCGCCUGGCCAGCAAAGGGCAGCGCGAGGAGACUGCUGCCUGUCCAGCUGCUUUGGCCGAAAUAGGUGGCUGCCACCUCGAGACCCACACCCGCCCCAGCACGGGCACCCCAAGGUACCUCAGCUGCUGUCUGAGACUUUGACCUUCUGGAUGGCCAUGGAGGCUGAUGGGGAAAAGGGCGCCACAUGACCGCCUCAGCCGGCGACACCCUCCAUCCGGCGCUCACGCUUCGCUAACUUUGCAGUGCUCAUGGAUUUGAAGACUGUCCUGUCUCUGCCCCAGCACCCAGGGGAGCUCCUGCACCCCGUGGUGUACGCGUGUACGGCAGUCAUGCUGCUGUGCCUCCUCACCUCCAUCAUCACCUACCUUGUGCACCAGAGUGCCAUCCGCAUCAGCCGGAAAGGCCGGCACAUGCUGCUGAAUUUCUGCUUCCACGCUGCUCUGACCGUCACAGUGUUCGCCGGCGGCAUCAAUCGCACCAAGUACCCCAUCCUGUGCCAGGCGGUGGGCAUCCUGCUGCACUAUUCCACACUCUCCACCCUGCUGUGGAUCGGGGUGACCGCCAGGAACAUCUACCAGCAGGUGACCAAGAAGGCCCCACUGUGCCCGGGCGCAGACCACCCACCGUACCCCAAGCAGCCCCUGCUCAGGUUUUACCUCGUCAGCGGAGGGGUUCCUUUCAUCAUCUGCGGGGUCACGGCUGCAACAAACAUCAGGAAUUAUGGGACGGAGGAUGAGGACAUGGCAUACUGCUGGAUGGCCUGGGAGCCCAGCCUGGGCGCCUUCUACGGGCCGGCCGCCUUCGUCACCCUGGUCACCUGCGCCUACUUCCUCGGCACGUACGUCCAGCUGCGGCGCCACCCCGAGCGCAGGUACGAGCUCAGGCAGCGGACGGAGGAGCAGCAGCGGCUGGCGGCGCCGGAGGGGGGCCCCGGCCACGCCGCCCGGGCCGCCUCGCUGCUGCGGAACGAGCACUCCUUCGCCGCCCAGCUGCGCGCCGCCGCCUUCACGCUGCUCCUCUUCGCGGCCACGUGGACCUUCGGGGCGCUGGCCGUGUCGCAGGGCCACUUCCUGGACAUGGUCUUCAGCUGUCUGUACGGCGCCUUCUGCGUGACGCUGGGGCUGUUCGUGCUCAUCCACCACUGCGCCAAGCGGGAGGACGUGUGGCGGUGCUGGUGGUCGUGCCGCGCCCCCCGCGGGCUCACCCACUCGGCCAAGCCCGGCGCUGGGCCCGCGUUCGACGCCAAUGGGGACGCAAGGGAGGCGGCCCCUGGCCCGGCACGCCUGGAGAUGCUCCGGAGGACACAGUCCCUGCCCUUCGGCGGCCCCGGCCCCAACGGGCUGCUCAAGGGGGACGCACGAGAAAACCGGCCCUACGGCACCGACGGGACGGGCAACAUCCGGACAGGGCCCUGGAAGAACGAGACCACCGUGUAGCCAGGCGGCCGCACGCCCUGGAGGGACCGCCAGAGCCACCGAGCUUUCCAGUCGCAGUUCUCACCCGCAACUGCCCGCCGUCGUGAAAGACCCCAAGGGGGAAGCGCUUGGCCCGAGCUCAAACGUGGCGGUCCGUGUACAGUCACCCCGUGUUCAGUAGCGUCCAGUCCCCAGGGCAGCCCAGAAACAGGACGGGAUUCUGCCCGGGGAGCCACCCUCAGUCCCCAGCUGGUUCCACACACGGAGCUGCCAUGUUGCGACGGGCGACAGCGGGAGGCGCCAUCCGGGGUGUCCUGGCGCUCGGCGUGUGUGCGUUUUAGGUCUCGUUCCAGAGGCCGCGGCAGCGGGUCUGUCUGCAGCGUUCUCGCCCUGGGCGGUCUCUGCGGGCCUCUGUGCCAUCGUCUCUGCCUCAGUCACCCCUGCUUCUUUAUUAGGGACCCCCCUCAGCACCUCUGUCUCCGCUUCAGCCUGGCCUGGACGCAGCACCGCCCCGCAGGCCUGAGAACGUGGCGGAUGCUGUUGGCACGUGGGAACACGGAAGUGGCCGGUGGGUUCUCAGGGGACCCAUUGCGUCUCUCAGGGGCUCCCACCUUUGGAAAACGCACAAACGUUCUUUAGUGGAGACUUGAUUUCCAAAGCCAGCCGCUGCAGGACUGCGUUCCUCUCCAGCGUGGGCACUUGGGAACAGUAACAUUCUGUUCCAGAAAGAAGAGGGGCUGACGGGGGCCGGACGGUCAUCAUGGACAAAAUCACUUUUCCGUUUUCGCAUUUCCAUGAAUAUCUGGCACAAAGCCCUGACUCAAAGGACAGAUGUCGAUUACAGUGAGCCACUGUGCAAGCCAGUGGCCCGUUUCUGGGGGGUACCCCAUGUGUCCAGAGGUGUGUGUGCUUGAGACUGCACACAGCCCAUUCCUCCCUCCGUCCCUCCCUCCUGGUCUGUGGCACGUGUGCACACACGAGUACACACACACGUACACAAGUACAUGUGCACACAUACAUGCACACACUGCACAACACACAUGCACAUGCAUACAUAACACGAUGCACAUAUGUACACACAUGCACACAUACAGAAGUAGUGUGUUUUCUAGCUGCCCCGAGCAGCAGGUUUUAUUGCAGAUGUUUAACUCUGCAGACGUCAGUGUCAGCAUCAGCAGCUGCCAUCACUGUGACCUGUCAGCGUGCUCUGUCAUCUGGGUAGGAGGGGUUCGCCAGGAGCAGAUCCUUGCAAACGCAUGCCUCAGCGGAGAGGGCUGUGGGGAGUGUUCCCAGCUCCUCCAUGGUGGGAGCAUUCUGCGCCUCUGUGGUGGGACAUGCUCUCCGAAGGGUCGACACUCAGUAUCUGAGUACCAGGAGCCUCGCUUCCCAAGAUGCUUGUAAACUUGACAAUGACGUUGUGACUUACUGCAGCGCACUCCACAUACACAAACCCCGUGUGUCCUUACAGGUCAACCGGACAGUAACCAAAUGACUGCUGGGCGGUUUCGGUUUCCGUCACCGUCCAGCCUUUUCACCCGCUCCCACAGCUGACGUAAACCAGAAACCCGAGGCGACGCUGUGUACACGCUAUAGAUGCAGAACCAUGCAGACAAAAUACAGUGUUUUGCAUUGUU